This is a messenger RNA of Pristis pectinata (smalltooth sawfish), 2659 nucleotides long. RefSeq names its product tafazzin, phospholipid-lysophospholipid transacylase (gene tafazzin). Gene Ontology annotation, biological process: inner mitochondrial membrane organization; cardiolipin acyl-chain remodeling. Lineage: Eukaryota; Metazoa; Chordata; Chondrichthyes; Rhinopristiformes; Pristidae. The transcript is spliced from 11 exons. Gene Ontology annotation, cellular component: mitochondrial membrane. The record is from RefSeq and is a predicted model, not a curated record. Gene Ontology annotation, molecular function: 1-acylglycerophosphocholine O-acyltransferase activity.
GGGGGGAGAGUGAAGCCUCGGGCUCUGGUGCUGGGACCCGCCCUGGUCGGGGUAUCCAGCCCUGGCAGAGCUCGGCACCUGAUUCUCUAUCCCCAGCUGCACCCCUGAGGGGAGGGUUUUCUUUUGUUUUGUCAAAAAAAAGGAUUGUUAACAUUGCAAGGAUGUUAAAUGUCUAAGGGAGGAGAUUUCCCUGCAGCCACAUAGAGCUGCCUGCUGUAUUUUCCCAGCCUGAGCUGCCUGCAGCCUCCCAGCAAUUCCCCUUUGGGUUUGGGAGCCGCCCGCCUUGGUGUCAGGACAGUCUGAGGCUCGCUCAGCACCGGGCGUUGGAGGAGGGAUUCCCGGAUUCCGGGGCUCCGGAAUCUCGGGGUUGGCUGGAGCUUCACGGACCGCCUCGCCGGGGGACCGCCUCGGCGGGGGCGCCGGGUCGGAGCCGCUGCGGGGAGCCCGGGUUGGCGCCUUUCUUUGGGUGUGACCUCUGACCCCCGCCCCCAGCCCCGUCCACCGCUCGGACGCCGGCCCGCGGCGGGUCAGCGCUCGGGCCCGGGGACCCGCCGUCCCGCCGGCGCCAUGCCCAUGGACGUGAAGUGGCCCUUCCCCAGCCGCCAGGGGCUGAGCUGGAUGCUCAGCAGCGCUCUGGUGACGGGGCUGGUGGGCAUCUACAGCCGGGUCUGGACCAAAUACAUGAACAGGCUGCUGGUGCACAACAAGGAGGCCCUGUACGAGGCGAUCGAACAACGUCCACAGGACAAGCCACUCAUCACUGUUGCCAACCAUCAGUCCUGCAUGGAUGACCCACACAUCUGGGGUGUCCUGGAGCUGAAGCACUUGUGGAGAAUUCGGCAGAUGAGAUGGACUCCCUCUGCUGCCGACAUCUGUUUCACCAAAGAAUUGCAUUCACGUUUUUCAGCCUGGGGGAAGUUGGUGGUUCCUGUUAGGGGUGAUGGGGUCUACCAGAAGGGCAUGGACUUCCUGCUGGAUAAACUGAACCACGGGGACUGGGUGCACUUCUUCCCAGAAGGGAAGGUGAACAUGACCCAGGAAUUCAUGAGGCUGAAGUGGGGAAUCGGCAGGCUGAUCUCUGAGUGUUCCCUGAAUCCUAUUAUCAUCCCGCUCUGGCACGUUGGGUAAGUCCAGGGGCCUGGGGGUCUGUGUGACGUCCUCCCCAACAAACCUCCAUACUACCCCCGCAUUGGAAAGAGGAUCACCAUUUACAUCGGGAGACCCUUCACACUCGAGCAGCUGGUGCAGAGGCUGAGGGCCGAGAACCGAUCCCCGGUGGAGAUGCGUAAGGCGCUGACGGACUUCAUCCAGGACGAGAUGUGGAAGCUGAAGGCUCUGGCUGAGGCAGCGCACCAGCGGUAUCACCAGGCCUGCCGGCCGGAGAGACCCUAACCGGACUGGGGGAGCGUAAGCAGAGUGGAGGAGCUGGGGAGCUCCGAGGUGCCGAUCCGGUCAGAUUCCGCUCUGGGCUUUUGUUUCCUUCUGGCGCUUUUCGCCGCUCUCCAGGAAGGAGGGGGAGGAACCCUCGGACUGCACAGCACCGUCGGGGUCGUCAGCUUAAAGCCUCUCCUCCUGCCCCAUUGCCCCGCAGCUCGAUCACAGUGGUGACGGGGCAUUGCCAGCACCUGGCGAACAUUAACCCAGCCACCCCCCUGCUUCUGGUCGCAGAUGGACCGUUCCUGUGAGGUCACACCCCUGCCAGUGAUGUCACCCGCUCUUGUCAAUGACAUCACCUCUCUUCCCACUGAGGCCACGCCCCCACACAUGACAUCACACCUCUACCCAGUGAUGUCACCCACUUUUGUGGUGACAUCAUGUCUCUUCCCAGUGAGGUCACACACACACACAUUUUGUCAGUGACAUCACACCUCUACCCAGUGAUGUCACCCACUUUUGUCUGUGACAUCAUGUCUCUUCCCAGUGAGGCCACACCCCCACCAGUGACAUCACAUCUCCUCCCUGUGAUGUCACUCACUUUUGUCUGUGACAUCAUCUCUCUUCCCAGUGAGGUCAUGCCCCCUCAUUGGUGAGGCCAAGCUCCUCCCAGUGAGGUCACCUCCACGCCCUUCUUGUCUGCCUUAUCAUGUCCGCUCCCAACCCUUCAGCAGCAAGAUCAUGCCCUCCAUGUUGGUGAGGUCAUUCCCGCCUCUGUGAGGAUUCACCCCCAACCAUGACAUCAUUUUCUCUCCCCCUCCUGGUGAGGUCAUGCACCCUCCCAAUUAGGUCAAGGGCCUUGACAGGAGGUCAUGAUCCCAUUAGCGGCGAGGCCCCUCCCAAUGAGGUCAUUGCCAACAAGGUCACGUGCCCCUCAUGGGCAAGGUUAUGACCUCCUCAUCAGUGACAGUGAGGUCAUGCUUCGUUCUGGUCAGGUGACUGCUCUGGUCAAUGAGGCCCCGCCCCUCAGCUGCAAGGCCCCAUCCUCUGUGGCCCUGCCCCUGGCCUCCAGUCCUGCCCUUUGUGGCCCCGCCCUAGCUGCCAGGCCCCGCCUUCUGUGGCCCCGCCCCUCAGCUGCCAGGCUCUGCCCUCUGUGGCCCUGCCCCUCAACAUCGACAUGGGCUGCCAAUACACUGCAGCCAGCAGGGCUGCUGGAAGGGGUUGGGGCUCUGUGCUGCCAGCCACACAAAUAUUGCUCCAGUAACCAUUGCAAUUAUGUCCUUUA